AUGGAUUUGAAUAGGCUUGAACUUGGUUCUUCUCCCUCAUGCACGGGACUGGGAUCAGGCUUGUUGGAGGUUCUCGCUGCUCUGGGAGAAACAGUGAGAUUAGUAGGUGGUAACAGUCACUGUGCUGGUCGAGUGGAGGUUCUUUAUAGAGGUCAGUGGGGAACUGUGUAUGAACUUGGCUGGGAUUUGCCUGAUGCUGAAGUGGUGUGUAGAGAACUUGGCUGUGGAAAGGCUUUAAGUGCACCAAAGGGUGCUUACUUUGGUGAAGGAUCAGGAAGUGUCUGGGUUUCUGGUUUACAGUGUACUGGAUCAGAGUUUACAUUGACAAACUGUAGAUUAUUUGGAUGGGGAAUAGAAGCUAAUCAUACUGAAGAUGCUGGAGUCAUCUGCUCUGGAGUCCGGCUGGUUGGAGGAUCUCGCUGUUCUGGCAGAGUAGAAGUGCCUCAUGAUCAGACGUGGAUGUCAGUGUGUGACGCUGUCUUUGACCAGCAGGAUGCAGAGGUUGUGUGUAGAGAGCUGGACUGUGGGGCUCCUGUACAGGUGCUGGGAGCAGCUGCUUUUGGUAAAGGAGACGCUCAGAUGUGGACACAAGAGAUUCAGUGUAGAGGAAAUGAAUCCUAUAUAUCUUUGUGUCCGACAUCAUCUUCUCUCAAACAGAAUUGCACCCAUGAGAAUGCCAUUGGACUGUUAUGUUCUGGUUACACUGAUCUCAGGCUGGUAAACGGUCCUGAUAUCUGUUCUGGUCGAGUUGAACAUCAGUACUUCAGUAAAUGGGGCACAGUGUGUGAUGCAUGCUGGGAUAUGAGAGCUGCCAGUGUCCUCUGUAGACAGCUGAAUUGUGGGAUUGCUGUGUCUGUUGUGGGAUCAGACUGGUUUGGAGAGGGAAGUGGUGAAAUCUGGGCUGAUGUGUUUGAUUGUGACGGGAAUGAAACAAAACUCUCAGAAUGUUCCAUCUCUUCAUGGAGUCGAGCUGAAUCUUCUCAUAGUCGAGAUGUUGGAGUCAUCUGCUCUAAUUCCUCUCUGGCUCUUCAUGAUGGUCUGGUGCGGUUGUCUGGAGAGAGACAGUGUGAGGGGGAGGUGGAAGUUUUCAUCCAUCAGGUCUGGAGGAGAGUUCUGCUGGACUCCUGGAGUCUCACUGAAUCCUCUGUGGUCUGCAGACAGCUGGGCUGUGGCUCUGUGCUGAACUUCUCCGGCUCCUCUUCAUCCAGUCCUGAACACAGUCAUGAGUGUGUGACGGGCUUCCAGUGCUCUGGGAGUGAAGGUCAUCUGGGGAACUGCAGCUCUCCACAAACUCUCAACUGCAGCUCCACACAACAGCUGUCAAUCACCUGCAUCGGUCGGGGGUCCAUCAGGCUGGUGGGUUCUGGGGGAAACUGUGCAGGGAGGCUGGAGGUUUUUCACAGCGGCUCAUGGGGGACAGUGUGUGAUGACUCCUGGGAUAUUAAAGAUGCUCAUGUGGUGUGCAGACAGCUGCAGUGUGGAGUGGCCCUCAGUAACCAGCAGGUACCAGCCUGGUUUGGUCCUGGUUCUGGUCCCAUAUGGCUGGAUGAGGUGGAGUGUGAGGGGAAUGAGACGUCCCUGUGGAGCUGCUCUUCUCCAGGCUGGGGAAAACAUGACUGUCAACACAAGGAGGAUGUAGGAGUCGUGUGCUCAGAGUUUAAAGAGAUCAGGUUAACUGAGGGCUGUGAAGGGAAUGUGGAGGUUUUCUACAAUGGAUCCUGGGGUAAUGUGUGCUGGAACCAGAUGGACGGAGACACAGCGAGUCUGAUCUGUCAAGAGCUGAACUGUGGAAGAUCUGGGGUUUUGUCUGAUUCUACAGCAAGAGUGGAAUCAGCUCCUAACUGGCUGGAUAAAGUUACAUGUCGACCACAUGAUUCCACUUUAUGGCAGUGUCCAUCUUCACCCUGGGGACAGAAUGACUGUGGUGAAGAUGAAGUGGCCAAAACCACUUGUUCAGGGAGUCUCAUCUCUGAAGAACUGCAUUCUGGGUAUGAAAAUGCUGAUGAGAUUCUCUCAGUGGACACACUAGAGCAUUAUGAUGAUGUCAUCAUUAUUGGACAGAACUUUCAAGGUGUAACGAACUAUGAUGAUGUGGGCGAGGAGUCAAAUAAAGAAGGAGGGGCCAUAUGA
Messenger RNA from Cyprinus carpio (common carp), 2130 nucleotides. RefSeq names its product scavenger receptor cysteine-rich type 1 protein M130-like. The transcript is spliced from 11 exons. The record is from RefSeq and is a predicted model, not a curated record. NCBI's taxonomy places the organism in Eukaryota, Metazoa, Chordata, Actinopteri, Cypriniformes, Cyprinidae. Gene Ontology annotation, cellular component: membrane. The coding region runs from base 1 to 2130 and encodes 709 amino acids.